This is a messenger RNA of Racocetra persica, 304 nucleotides long. The record is from the annotation of a GenBank genome assembly. Lineage: Eukaryota; Fungi; Glomeromycota; Glomeromycetes; Diversisporales; Gigasporaceae.
ACUAUGUGGUAAAACUAAUCAACUAUUAUCAUUUAAUAAUGUUAGCAAUGUAAUUAAUUUUGGAUAUUUGUUUCAAUUUCGUGCUUCUAAUGUAUUUACUCCUGCCUUGAAAAAAUUAAUUAGUGAAAAGACAUGUUGGGCUAAAGGAUAUGGAAUGUCUAAAAAAGCAUUAAAUUUAAUGAUAUGUCUCAAUUGUAAUGAUGAAUUUUAUAAAAUAAUGGAGGAGUUCAUUUCUUCCAAAACACGAGAGUUGCAACUUUUAGAAGAGGAUAAUAAUGAUAAAAAUAAUAUUGAAUCUCAUUAA